Messenger RNA from Silurus meridionalis, 1355 nucleotides. It is a transcript of the gene hint3, whose product is annotated as histidine triad nucleotide binding protein 3. The record is from RefSeq and is a predicted model, not a curated record. The transcript has 5 exons. Gene Ontology annotation, molecular function: catalytic activity. Bases 33 to 509 code for a protein of 158 amino acids. NCBI's taxonomy places the organism in Eukaryota, Metazoa, Chordata, Actinopteri, Siluriformes, Siluridae.
GGGCGCGCGCACACACGCACAAGGCUUUGACAAUGGCAAGCGGCGAAACCACCGACGGCGAGUCUGUUCAACAAGAACUUAAUGACAGCUAUGAUAAAAAGUGUAUUUUCUGUAAGAUUGUGAACGGGGAGAUAGACACUGAGCUGCUACACAGCGAUGAAGAUACAUCAUGUUUCAGAGAUAUAAAACCGGGGGCUCCUCAUCACUAUCUUGUUGUGCCAACAAAACACAUAGGGAAUUGCAAAUCACUUCGCAAGGAACAUAUACCGCUAGUGGAAAAAUUGGUAGAGGCAGGGAAAGAAAUACUUCAGAAGAACAGUAUCACAGAUUUAAACGAUGUCAGGUUUGGCUUUCACUGGCCUCCAUUUCAUUCUGUUGAACAUCUGCAUCUCCACGUGUUGGCACCUGCCAGUCAAAUGGGCUUAAUUUCUCGCUUCAUCUACCGCCUAGACUCCUACUGGUUCAUCACAGCAGACCAGCUGCUCCAAAAACUGAACUCAAUGGACUAAUAAAAGAACGGAAAUGUCAUAUCACGUUUACAUUCACAAUGUAAAUGGAAAAGAGGUGCCUCCUGGUUCUGAUUAUUUUAGUCAUUACCUUUGCAUGUCAGCUUGUCUGUUUCUGCCAGACAAACGGUAAAUCUGAAGAUAGUUUGAAAUAACACUUAUUUAGACUGUUAUGUGGACAGUGUUUUUUUUUAAUCUUGUGAAUGCCUGAAAUAGUUUGGAAUUUACAUAUCAGUCCCUGACAAAAGCAUUUGUUAGUAAUAUUCAUAUCUGCCCGAAUAACUACGUAAAACUUCCUGUACUGGGAUGAAAUAACGGUACACUUCUAUGUACACCAUGAUAUUUGCAUAGCAUGUCAUGCCCUCAUAUUUAGUAGCAUGUGAUGACUUUAUUGGGCAAUUUUUUUUUUUUUUAGUGUAAUGCAUUCCAUUAAAGUCCACUUUGGGUAGUUAUAAUCAACAUUCCCUAUUAUUAAUAAAUACAUUAAAAAUGACGUUUAUAUCGUAUUUGACCUCAAAUGUGUCUUUUAUCACUCUGUAUGCUAAGAGACCCUAUUUAACAAUGAAAAAUAUAUUAAAUGAAAUCAUUCAAAUGAAGUAAAUAUACUGCAGGGUUCAUGUGUGAUUUAUUACCUUUUAUAAACAUAAGCAUUUUCAGUUUGAAACAUAAUAUAUCAUACCUUGGAGGAUUAUAAAAGAACUAUUGUUACAUUAUUCAGUCCUGUUGAUUUCUUAGCUGCUGUUCUGUUUCCCAUGAGCUCUGUAUACCUGUGUAAUGCAAGAAUGUGAAUAAUUUUAUUGUAUGUAUAAAAAAAGUAAUGAAUGAAAUUAAACCGAUUUAUAGAAUGUA